Malaya genurostris is the source of this 1979-nucleotide messenger RNA. RefSeq names its product zinc finger protein OZF-like. The transcript is spliced from 5 exons. Lineage: Eukaryota; Metazoa; Arthropoda; Insecta; Diptera; Culicidae. Gene Ontology annotation, cellular component: nucleus. The record is from RefSeq and is a predicted model, not a curated record. Gene Ontology annotation, molecular function: zinc ion binding. Bases 101 to 1660 code for a protein of 519 amino acids.
AUAACAAAAAUGCAUCAACACAAUCGGCAUCUUCCUCGUAGUUUUCUCCACCAGUUUUGAACCGUAGUGAACAUUUAUAACUACAUAUUCUGCAAGGAUAAUGGCCUCGCGACUCGAACCGAAACCAUUGCGCUCCGAUAUCUGCCGAAUCUGCAUGGCAAACAGUGCGAGUUUAGUGUCUGUGUUCGCUCAGUUUGAAGAUGUGCUUAUCGCUCGAAUCAUACAAGACUGCACUUCUGUAAUGAUCACAGAAAAUGACGGUCUUCCGGAAAACAUUUGCACAGCAUGUUUAACACAGCUAGAGAAUUUCGUUCGUUUUAUCAGAAAAGCUAGAACCUCGGAUCAAGCACUGCGAAAACUAUUCCAAAGUGAACAGGAAGCAGAAAAUGAGAAUGCUUGUGAGCCAAUAUUUGAAAAAGUUGCUCUGAAUGCUUCAGCCGAUGACUUGGAUGAUGAUGCUAAAUCGAUGUCGGCUGACAAUAGCGACUCGGAGGUUGAACAGGAAAUUAGUUCAAACGAAAUCGAAGCGGAAGACACGAUUAGUAACGAUGAUAAUAUGGAUGAGUUGGAAAGCGAAACUUAUCAGAUAAUUCAUAUUGAUAGAGGAAAAUCCUUAUGCUGCUCGUGUUUGGAGCAAUUUGAAAAUAACGCAGCUUUGGAAUCGCAUGUGAAUAAAAUUCAUACUGAUGGUCUUACCAAUUCGAAUAAAAAAUUUCAAUGCACGCUAUGCAACCGCAAAUAUUCAUCGGAAACUGCGGUCAGAGCGCAUAACCGAAGAAUGGAAAAUCUGUGCAAAAUUUAUCAGUGUAAAAAGUGUGGUGUUAAGAUUUCCGAUCACCACCGAAGGCGAAAGCAUGCUCGAAGUCAUUUGAAAAAACGUUCGUCAAAAACGGAGAAAACCCCACCAACCCUUGAGGAACUGAUGGAGAAAUAUGGCAGACUAUGUUGCGCCUUGGGAUGUGUGGAGUUUUUCGAAACCGACGAACAACUGCAGGCUCAUGCUCACUCCGUCCACAAGGCGAACAAAGUGGAAGCUACCUUGGCGUACAACGAAGGAAAACCGGUCGAGUGUUCGGUUUGCUUCAAACGGUUCAAGGAUGGCGAGUGUUUGCAACGGCAUCUAAGAUUUAAGUACAUGCCAUCGAAAAAUGUUUGCACACUGUGUGGUGCCAAAUUUCCCAGUCUGUCCUCAUUGACGAUACACGAACGAAGCCACACCAAAGAGAAACCAUUUCAGUGUGAAAUUUGCUCCAAAGCAUUCGGCGACAAGCAAAGUCUCAAGCGACAUCACGUGAAGCAUAGCAACGAGAAACCGUUUAUGUGCUCUGUUUGUGGUGUGUCUUUCAAGCGUAAGCGAGCGAUGCAGUCGCACAUGAUCAUUCACGAACCUGGCCAACUGCCGUUCAAAUGCGAAAUGUGUGAGAAACGGUUUCGCGUGAAAGCCAAAAUGCUGUACCAUUUGCGAACGCACACUGGAGAACGGCCUUACUCUUGCAGGUACUGUGAUAAAUCAUUUGCGGAUUUCUCGAACCGCAUGAGACAUGAGCUGUCCCACACGGGCGAGAAACCUUACAAAUGUUCGCACUGCAGUGCGGGAUUCAUCACAAGACGCUUUAUGCUGGAACACCAAAAAAAUCAUCAACGCUCUCAGGUCAAGUGAUGGGAGAUGCCCUGGACUAAAUAAGAUCGAUAGUUAAGCCAUACUUUUCCAGAAUUAGGAUGAAUAAAAUUUUACUCAAAAAAUUAUUCGAGGAAAACAAUUAUGCAGUUUCGGCUCAGAACUGAUGGAAUAUUCAAACAACUAUCAGAAGUGCAGCAACUCUAGUUGAGAGAUACAAUCGUAUACUGUAGAAAAUGAUAAUGAAUCGCUGUUCCCAUGUUGUAGUACUAUAGGUAGGGGAUAUAAAUGGUAAAACAGCGUGCAACGAGCGGCAACCUUCUACAUCGAUUUUCUUAAAACCGGGUAUAAAUAAAAUAAA